AUGCGUACUUCUCGCACGGCAAAGGAGACGGCCAGAGUCGUCCAGGCCCUGUCGCCCCCUGGCCGCCGGCAAACACGCAGCUCAUCGGCUCAUGCCAGUGUCCUGCGCGGUUUUGCCUUCAACGGUGGCUCCAAUGCGUCUGCGUCUGCAUCAGCAUCUGUUUAUGCGUCUGCGGAGGCAGUGAGCGACGACGAUGACACGUCGUCGCUGUCAUCGGUCCCAACUGUCGAUAUCGAGGAUAUCUUGGAGCCCCCUGCCAAGCGACGGAAGAGCGCACUGAGCGCCCCUUCGGCCCGCAGCUCGCGGACUCGUUCUGCGCGCGCGCCUGCAGAUGCGACCCAGACAUCUCUGAAAGUUGAAACUACUGUCAAAGAGGAGGUCGUUGAGAAGCCUGCGGCCAGAUCCCGCCGCGCGCCUGCCCGGAAGGUCAAGGUCGAGGAUGGCACCUACACGGUAGAGCCUCCGUCUAACUGGGAAACCAUCUAUGCCACCGUGAAGAAGAUGCGCGAGGACAACCCAACCGCCCCAGUCGACACUAUGGGCUGCGCUGAGCUUUACUGGCGUGCGUCGUCGCCUCGAGAUCGCCGCUUCCAGACCCUCAUUGCCCUGAUGCUGUCUUCGCAGACCAAGGAUACGGUGACGGCCGUGGCCAUGCAACGAUUGCACACGGAGCUUGGGGAUGGGCCUCCAGUUGCCAUCAAGGCCGAGCCCGAUGACGACAACGAUGAUAGCAAGGCACUAGAGCCUAUGCAGGACAGCACCUUGAACCUGGAGAAUAUCCUGGCCGUAUCGCCGGAACGGUUGAACGAGCUGAUUCGCACCGUGGGCUUCCAUAACAACAAAACCAAGUAUAUCAAAGCUGCUGCCCUUAUUCUCCGCGAUCAGUAUGACUCCGAUAUCCCGUCGACGCCGACUGAGUUGAUGAGCUUGCCGGGAGUUGGGCCAAAGAUGGCGUUCCUGUGUAUGAGCGCUGCUUGGGGUAAGCACGAAGGCAUCGGAGUCGACGUCCACGUGCACCGUAUCACCAACCUCUGGGGAUGGCACAAGACGAAGAAUCCGGAGGAGACUCGUAAGGCUCUGGAAUCGUGGCUGCCAAAGGAUAAGUGGCAUGAGAUCAACAAGCUGCUGGUUGGACUGGGGCAGACGGUUUGCUUACCUAUCGGCCGGCGGUGCGGCGACUGUGACCUCGCAGGGACGAAGUUGUGCAAGAGCGAGAUUCGAGGAAUGGCUUCCAAAAAAACACGCAUCACGUUCAUGGAUCUUCCGCAUGUGGCUCGCGUCAAGAUCCUCGAGUAUGCUGGACUGCUGCGGAACUGUGUGAUAAACAUCCGAUACGAGUCUGUACGCAGAAAGCACAAUGGUGGCACCUGUCUAAAAGGGGAUCAUCGUCAUUAUAUUGCUCCAAGUCCAGGGAUCUGGAUAGAGCGGGACUGCAAUCACCCGAAACUGCCCGUCGAGCUCUUCAGUCUCUCUCGCGCUACUCGUGAAGAGGCCGGCGCAGUUUUCUUCUCCCACAAUCGGUUCAACGCACCCCUCGCCAGCAGAGGUGACUACACAUCCUUUGAAUUCUCGUUUGAAUGGGGACUCCACCGUCUGCGUUACUUGCACUUGGACCUGAGCCCGAGAGAACACCGCUACCUUAAGCUGGCCGGUGGAGUCCACAGGACCACUCUACGGAUCUGGAUCAGCUUCUGCCUGCUGGCUCAUUCUAAAAUGCACGACCUGAAGUAUUUCAGUAUGACAUGCAAGGUGCGCGAACUGGAAGUUGCCCAGAGACUCAUGCGUGAGAUGAAUCCAUUCCCAGUUCUGCUCCAGUGCGCGUUCCACUUUGGUCACAAUUAUGAGGAACACACUCAGAAGGUGAUUCGCCGUGCUGCCUUGAGGGUGACGGACAAUUUGAAAGUCAAGCCGCAGUUUCCGUACUUCCGUCUUCCCCGGGAAAUACAGUUCAUGAUUCUGGAGCUGCUCCUGGUCGACCAUCCAGACCCAUUCCUCCCGAAGGUGGAUAGCCUGAGAGGUGUCAUCUCGCUCCAGGAUCGCAAGAAAGCCAUGCGACCCAGCAGCUUCCUUUCGAUGAACUGUUGCCUGACCUGCUCUCCUGUUGGGGCCAUGUGUUUCUGUCGUGGCCGUCACACAGCUUUUUCGACCUCCUGCAGCUGCCUUGAAAGCCCGCUCAACUACUUCCUUGUCAGCCGAGACUUCUACCGGGACGCCCGCCAGAUAUUCUAUUCCCGUAACAAAUUCGCUUUCCUGGAUGAAGACCCAGAGUUUAUGCUGCAGUUCCUUCACAAACUCCCUACCCCAACCACGGAGCUCAUGCGGCACCUGAUUCUCAAGUUUCCGUCUCACUAUCGUGGUACUCCCCGUACAGGGCCCCGGUCCGAUGAAUCGACCCUAAUUUGGUGGUCGGUGCUACGCCGGUUCAUCCGUGAGCACUUCAAGAUCCCGAACCUGUCAUUGACCAUUGUGGAUAUGGGCUGGAAAGGGAUGGUUUCCGGUGAGCCCCGGCGCCGUUACCUAAAGAAGCUGCUAGAGGGGAUGCUCGAACUUCGAGGACUGCGCGACUACCAUCUGUACCUCUCCGAGAACCACGAACUGGCAAAGGACAUGGAAGUGCGGAUGCUUGGGGAGAUCGUCUAUCAGCGGCCUCGCGGAGUGGCGCCCUUCAGUGGUCCGAGGAACUCACAGCAUGCACAAUGACAAUUUGGCUUCAGCGGAUAUGACGUGAUAUUUCUUUCUCUGUGUCUAUUUUUUUUUCUUUUCCUUGUUGGAACGAGGAGGGAGGGUGGUCGUGCAUUAGUCAGCACUUCGGAAUAUCUACUCUAGUUAAUAAGUGGAGGUUAUUUGUAACCGAAGGUAAUUGUUCAUAAUAACAAAUGAAAAAAG
Molecule: messenger RNA, 2886 nt
Organism: Aspergillus uvarum CBS 121591
Lineage: Eukaryota; Fungi; Ascomycota; Eurotiomycetes; Eurotiales; Aspergillaceae
Product: endonuclease III domain-containing protein
Exons: 2
Coding region: 1-2700 (899 amino acids)
Biological process (GO): base-excision repair; nucleotide-excision repair; base-excision repair, AP site formation
Cellular component (GO): nucleus
Molecular function (GO): DNA binding; oxidized pyrimidine nucleobase lesion DNA N-glycosylase activity; DNA-(apurinic or apyrimidinic site) endonuclease activity
Source: RefSeq, a predicted model, not a curated record